Molecule: messenger RNA, 2782 nt
Organism: Rotaria sp. Silwood1
Lineage: Eukaryota; Metazoa; Rotifera; Eurotatoria; Philodinida; Philodinidae
Source: the annotation of a GenBank genome assembly
AUGCGUGCAAGUUCCAUUGAUAUCCAUCCGAAUGCAGAAUGGUCACAGAAUGGUAUCACUGUUGCUGGAGGAAAUGGAUGGGGCAGUGAAACCAAUCAACUCGCUAACCCAUGGGGUUUGUACGUCGACGAUGAUCAAACGAUUUAUGUCGCUGAUCACGAUAAUCACCGUAUUAUGGAAUGGAAAUCUGGUGCAACGAAUGGAAAAGUAGUUGCUGGUGGAAAUGGACAAGGAAAUGGAACUCAUCAGUUAAAUCACCCAGUUGAUGUGAUUAUCGACAAAGAGAGCGACAGUCUCAUCAUCAGCGAUUGUGGGAAUAGAAGAGUAGUCCGAUGGCCUCGUCGAAAUGGUACUCGUGGAGAAACAAUUAUUUCAAAUAUCGCUUGUGUGGGUUUGACAAUGGAUGACAAUGGUUCUCUCUAUGUCGUUGACUGGAAACAACAUGAAGUGAGACGAUAUAAAAUUGGUGACACUAAAGGAACAGUAGUUGCAGGUGGUAAUGGAGAAGGAAAUCGUCUCGAUCAACUCUCUCGCCCCCACUACAUAUUUGUCGAUCGAGACCAUUCAGUUUAUGUGUCUGAUUGGAAAAAUCAUCGUGUAAUGAAAUGGGAAGAAGGUGCAAAACAAGGCAUUGUCGUAGUCGGUGGUCAAGAACAAGGAAAUAGCCUUACACAAUUGAAUGAACCUGAAAGAGUCAUUGUUGAUCAAUUGGGUACUGUCUAUGUGGCUGAUUCUUGGAAUCAUCGAAUCAUGCGCUGGCCAAAAGGAGUCACACAAGGGAGUGUCAUUGUUGGUAGAAACGGUUAUGGAGCACAGUCGAAUCAACUCGCUUCUCCCAUAGGUUUAUCAUUUGAUCGACAUGGUAAUCUCUAUAUCGCCGAAUAUGGAAAUCAUCGAGUACAAAAAUUUGAUAUCGUAUGAAAUUCAAUACGAUGAUGAAUUUUAUUCUUUUUUGUUCUCUUUCUCUUACAAAUCGUGAUUGAAUGAAAAAAUGAAUUCAUAGGUAUUCUAUUCGCGCGCGCGUCCAGGAACCAUCCUGGUGGAGCCGUGGCGAGGUAAUGCUCAUGCACGCCCGGGAAGACCCACAUCAUCCAUAUACACCCAUCCGAUGUCAUAUGUCAGUGAGUCUGGGGUCCGAUCGUGUGCCACGAACACCAAGACAAAUCCUGGCCGAGCUUUUAGGGACCACCCGCAAGUCCUUCUUAGAAGGUGAAACCCUAAUCUCAACGUACCUCACUCACUCUAACUUCUCUCAUCUCAAGAAAAAAAAUGACUCACUCGUCGAUGUUGAAUGAUGUUGAUAACUAAAAGGAAAAGAAAAAAAUAUUUAAACGAUGAUGAAAAAAAAGAUAACUUACCCCUAUUAUCUAUUUCUUCAUAAGUCAAUUGCUAAAAUAUAAAAACAUUUAUAAAAAAGAUCAUAGGAGGACUUACCACCCUCCAAAAUAAUCGUAAAAAGAAAAAAAAAUUAAAAUUAAUACCUACAUUUUUUUAUUGUGUUGAUUUGAAUAAUUUUGUAUGGUUGAAGCCAAUCUAAACUAUAAAAAGAAAAGAUUAGAAUUUGAUUCAAUGAAUUGAAUGAUUUUUACAUGGAAAAUCAUUCAUAUUUAUAUGUUAAAAAAUCGAUAUUUUUCUUUUUUUUUCGUCAGAGAGUGAUCAAAAGGCGAUAAUAAUUAAGCUAUCAUCAACAUAUACACAUACAUUGAGAUAAAUUCAAUCACAAAUAUCUCAAUGUAUGUGUAUGGGAUAAUGCUUAAUUGAUAUACACAUGGAUUAUGUCAUAUUAUCAUUGAUCAUCAAUGAUAACCUGAACAAUCACGACUUACGGACGAGAGAAGAAAGGGUGUGGGUGUGGGUGUGGGUGUGUGUAGAUGUGGGUGGUUGUGGGUGGGUGUGGGUGUGGGUGUGGGUGGGUGGGUGUUGGUGUGGAUGGGUGGGUGUGGGUGGGUGGGUUUGUGGGUGUGGGUGUGGGCGUGGGUGUCCGUGUGGGUGUGGGUGUGGGUGCGUGGGUGGGUGUGGGUGUGUGGGUGGGUGAGUCUAUGGGCUUUUUUAUUUCAAACUGAAUUCUAAAAUCAAAAAAACCACACCAAUUUCUUCCGAAUCAAACUUUUCUCGCUUGAUACUACGUAGUCUCACUAAAAACCCUUAGUCCCCCCUAGUCCUGCAAAGUCCCCCUUAGUCCCCCCCACAAAAAGCUUAGUCCCCGCUUAGUCCCCUGUGCAGGGGACUAAAGCCUAUAGUACACAAAACCACAAGCACACCCUUACCCUCACUCGCGCGCCCACACCCGCACCAUGGGUGUGGGUGUGUGUGUGGGUCCCAGACCAACACCCACACCCUCAGUCACCCCCCCCCCCCUCACUCCUAGACUCACGUUUCAGUUUGAAAUCAAGUAUUAUUUUUAGUUGAUAAAUUCAGACUGAAAUUAAAUAGCCCAUUGUAUGGGGUGGGUGUGGGUGUGGGUGUGGGUGUGGGUGAGGGUGUGGGUGUGGGUGUGGGGUGUGGGUGUGGGUGUGGGUGGGUGUGGGUGUGGGUGUGGGUGGGUGUGGGUGUGGGUGGGUGUGGGUGUGGGUGUGUGGGUGGGUGUGGGGUGUGGGUGUGGGUGUAGGUGUGGGUGUUCGGUGUGAAUGUGGGUGGGUGUGAGUGUCGAUGUGAGUGUUCCUGUGAGUGUAGAUGUUGAUGCGUUAGUGGAAGUGUUCGCCUAGCGACUUAUGGUCCCAUAUCCACACGCACAUCCACCCACCCACACACCCACACCCACACCCACCCACACACCCACACC